Messenger RNA from Arachis duranensis, 1570 nucleotides. Its product is annotated as cysteine-rich receptor-like protein kinase 44. Lineage: Eukaryota; Viridiplantae; Streptophyta; Magnoliopsida; Fabales; Fabaceae. The record is from RefSeq and is a predicted model, not a curated record. Gene Ontology annotation, biological process: protein phosphorylation. Gene Ontology annotation, molecular function: protein kinase activity; ATP binding.
UGACAAUACCCCCAUGCAAUACCUGAUUAACACGGACAACGCAACGGAUGUGCAAGUGUUCAAACAAGAACGCGCAAGCUUGAUGUCAAAUCUGAGAAACAACGUGAGUGCAACCGGUGACUCUUGCCGCAAAUAUGCUGCGGGGAGUGUCACUGGUACGGAUUUUCAAACCAUAUAUGGGCUUGUGUAGUGCACGCCGGAUCUUUCUAGCCAAAAGUGUGACGAAUGUUUGGAGGGGAUCGUGGAUGUAACUCUGAAUGAUGGGAAGAAAGGUGGGAGAGUUCUUACUCCAAGAUGUCAUAUUAGGUUUGAAACAUACCGUUUCUUUCAGUUUCAGCCUACUACUACUACUAAUAACAACACUACUACUUCCAAAUCGCGAUUUGUGAUCGUCGUAGCAGUGCCAUCUGUUACUGUUUUGGUGUUCAUCAUGUGUUCUAUAUGCGUCUAUUUAAAAGUGAAAAGGCCAAGCAAACUUUCUGAAAGCACAUUUGUUGAAGAAGAAAUUACGAUGAACGAGUCAUUGCAGUUCGACUUUGAUACCAUACGAGUUGCUACAAGUGAUUUCUCAAAUUCUAAUAAACUAGGACAAGGUGGAUUUGGAGCAGUUUAUAAGGGUCAGCUCUCCAAUGGACAAAUGAUUGCCGUCAAAAGGUUGUCAAAGGACUCUGGCCAAAGAGCUACGGAGUUUAAGAAUGAAGUGCUUUUAUUGGCCAAACUUCAACAUCGAAAUUUGGUUAAGCUCCUUGGUUUUUGUUUGGAAGGAAUUGAAAGGUUGCUUAUUUAUGAGUUUGUUCCUAAAAAAAGUCUUGAUUACUUCAUAUUUGAUCCAAUCAAGAGACAACAAUUGAAUUGGACAAGCCGGUACAAAAUCAUUAAAGGUGUUGCCCGAGCUCUUCUUUAUCUUCAUGAAGAUUCUAGAUUUCGUAUUAUACAUCGUGACCUCAAAACAAGUAAUAUCCUCUUAGAUGAUGAUAUGAAUCCUAAGAUAGCAGAUUUUGGAUUAGCAAAACUGUUUGGCACGGAUCAAACUCGAAAUACGAAUCAAAUUGUGGGAAUAUAUGGAUAUAUGGCACCCGAAUAUGCAAUGUACGGACAAUUUUCAACAAAGUCAGAUGUUAUUAGCUUUGGUGUAAUAGUCCUUGAAAUUGUGAGCGGCAAAAGGCACAUUGAGAAUGGCAGUGAGGAGAGUAUAGAGCAGCUACUAAGCUUUGUUUGGAGAAAUUGGAAGGAGAGAACAGCUAUAAAUAUCAUAGAUCCACCAUUAAGCAAUAUUUCACCAAAUGACGUUAUGAGAUGCGUCCACAUUGGUUUGCUUUGUGUUCAAGAAGAUUUAGCGCAUAGACCAAACAUGAGUUCUAUUGCAUUGAUGCUGGAUAGUUGUUCUGUAACUAUGCCAACACCUUCAGAACCUGCAUUUUUUCUGGGGACUACUAGAACUAGAAGCCUUCCAUUAUCAGACAUACAUUCAGCGGAGAAUAAUACAACAACAAGAACAAGUGAAUCCGCAAGUAAAUCAGCUCAAGAAUCAGAAAAUGAGGCUUCCGUUACUGAGCUAUAUCCUCGCUAA